AAGCUACGCAUACAUCCCCUUAUGGGAUUAGAUAAGUGCUACAUCCAAUGUAAACACCUUCUUACUCGCACCGCUCAAGCAGGAUAGGGGGAGGAAUCGACAGCAGACAUGAAGCGUCUAAGAGAUGGAAGGCAAGCUCGGCCCCUAGGGGCAAAUGGUGAUACGACGGGACACCCUAGCGGAGACCAGCGGCCUGAAGUCCCGGCGCCUGCCGACGAACCGACUGCAAGCCGGACUCGCGACUGGAUCGUCAACCCCGAUGGGCCAUCCACCUCCCGUCAAGCCCAGUUGAGGCGGGUCGGAGAGGCGACUCUCAGACAACCAGGCUGGAUGCCAUGGGGUCAGCGCGCGGCAGCCAUCCAAGGGUGGAUCGACCAACAAACACACGACCCGCGGACCGAUGCCGAAGGGGAAGUGGAGCCCGAUGGCCGUUUCGCAACCGCUGGUGUCCGCUCGGCGCUCAAUCACGACGUCGCCGCCCUGAAUCGCCUUUGGCUCGGGAGUUACGGGGCUGCCAUAGACGACGACAAUGCAACCACGGACACCGACGAGCACGAGACGAUCCUGCGCAACGCUCCAAGCCUGGCGUCCACGCUGCCGUACGAAGUGAGCGGACACCCAGUGGCUCGCGGAAGCGAAUGGGACUCGCCCCUUUGGGCCGAGUCGGACCUGGCCGGUCAAGGUCGACUAGGCACCCCUCCAGCUGUACGCAACGAGGACGAAUCCGGUGAUGGUGCUGGGCCACACUACUCUGACGUGUCUAACGCGAGCGAUGCAGGGGAAGGAACAGGACCCCAACGCGACGACGGAGGGUCCGAUUCCCGGUCCCUCAUGGACCUGGACUUCGCGCCGCAAGCAAACCAGCAUUGGGCACCAGCCAACCCGUCGGGGUCAGCUGACAUCCCGCCCCCCUUCUUUGCCGCCCACGCCGGACCACCCCCACAACGCCCCGACGAGGAAGUACGCGACUUCGGCUCCGAAGAGAGCCUCCCGCUGGAGUAUGGCGAGAUGGCCGACCUGCUGCAAAUCCUCCGACUCCACCCUACGGUAGCCGCGGUACAGGACGACCCGGAAUGGGCAGAGGCUCCCCCCGAAUGGCGGACCAACGCGCCAGGGCGGCGGUUGCCCCGGGACCUCAUAUCCAACAUCACUGUGUUCCUACGCGAUCGAGCCUACCGACUGGGAGUCCGGCGACUGGAGGUCCAUGACGGCACCUGCUUCCGCAUCAAAAUUACCCGUAGCCGGGCUGUCACAGUCACUCUUCGGCACCCCCGAAGUAUGGAGGGGGUGUGAGGGAGCGUACGCUCCACCCACAUUUUUUCCACCCAUCAUCUUGCCGGCAUUUUUCCACUGGAGGGACCCGAAAUUAUUUCAUUGGAAUUAAGAUUUUUGACUCUUUAUUUUCUAGGUUUAAGCUUUGACUGUUCAGUUUUAGGUUAAGGGGGAGGGGGGAAGGCCACGAAGGCCACUUGUUAUUAAUUUUUUAUUAUACGGCCCGAGGGGUCUCUAAGCCACACGUAGCUUACUAUUUUCUUAAAAGGGGGGCGAGUCGCGAUCACGGCGGACGCCACUGGCUUUCCAGAACCAAGAUAACACAACAACAACGACGCAGCAGCGGCCAAAGAGAGACGAGGAAAACAACGGGAUCCAGCGAGCCGCCGACAUC
Drosophila pseudoobscura is the source of this 1666-nucleotide messenger RNA. RefSeq lists its product as uncharacterized. The record is from RefSeq and is a predicted model, not a curated record. The transcript has 2 exons. Lineage: Eukaryota; Metazoa; Arthropoda; Insecta; Diptera; Drosophilidae. The coding region runs from base 109 to 1293 and encodes 394 amino acids.